Brassica rapa (field mustard) is the source of this 438-nucleotide messenger RNA. RefSeq lists its product as uncharacterized. NCBI's taxonomy places the organism in Eukaryota, Viridiplantae, Streptophyta, Magnoliopsida, Brassicales, Brassicaceae. The record is from RefSeq and is a predicted model, not a curated record.
AUGGCUAUGCUUUCACGGCUGCCUACAAGGGAUCAACUUGCUUCUUGGGGAAUUGACGUUCCCUUGCAGUGCGUCCUUUGCUCUUUGGAUCAAGAAUCUCAUCAGCACCUAUUCUUCGGGUGUCCUUUUGUGGUUGCUGUCUGGGCGCGAUUCACUGGUCAUGUUAUUCCCUCUCCUCCUACAACGCUGCAGGCAGUGGCUGGUAUUCUCUCCCAUUAUCAGGUGGCUUCUUCCGUGUCUCUACAAGGGGUGAGUAAGCUCUUGCUGCAAUGUAUUAUCUACUGCAUCUGGAGAAAGAAGAACUUUCGCAUAUUCCAGCAAACGUCAACGUCUGAAGCUGGUGUUAUUGCGCGUGCUGAUCGCCUCAUGUGUGAUCGUCUCAUUUCCCUCCCGCCAUCAUCUGCUGCUACUCACUCUCCCCCGCAAGUCUGCUUCUGA